This is a messenger RNA of Leguminivora glycinivorella, 2106 nucleotides long. RefSeq lists its product as uncharacterized. The record is from RefSeq and is a predicted model, not a curated record. NCBI's taxonomy places the organism in Eukaryota, Metazoa, Arthropoda, Insecta, Lepidoptera, Tortricidae. The transcript has 4 exons. Bases 1 to 1821 code for a protein of 606 amino acids.
AUGGCACUGCCGCCGCGGGUCAUGGACGAACCCGUCUCACCUGUGGGUCGGGUCGUACACCCUGGUAAUGCUGGUGGUCAGUCGGGCGUCGCACAAUCACAUCUACCCCGGACCACCAGUAGCCGAGUAUGGAGGCGAGGUCAUAACCCGCAAGGACCUAAAAGCCCAAGCGGGCUAGCCACUGCAGGGCAGUGGACACGCGUCCCGUACGGUCGAGGUGGUACGGUCCGCUGGCCAGAUGUGGGGGGGGCGUCCUCUGGGAGGACGCUGGGGCUCGGCCAUGCUGAAGGAGCAAGGGCGGGUGGAACCACUGGAGGAAAUGGGAUCGUUUCCUUCAGCCACUCGUCUGCAGCACCUGAUGUCGCGCAUGAGACCCAACUCAACACAUCUAUACCUUCCGGGUAUUCCUGGUGUACUAUAAGUUACAUCCCCAACGUUGCGGGCUCCAUGGAGGGUGGGAAGCACGGGAGAUAUGCGCAAAAACAAAAACGCGCGGCCCUACGCGCAAACAAGCAAGCCUCGGAUAGGGACGGACGGCAACCAGCCGUCGCAGGACAGCCGACAAAGGCCCCUGCUGCUGAUGUCAGCGCGAAGCAACCGCAACGCCCCGGCGGAAGCCAGGGUGGUGCACCGCAGCGCGCUGACAAAGGAGCACGUCCUGCACCGGGCGCGAAGGAGAAAUCCAACGCGACCGAGAAAGCGAGGCGCAAACGUGGGGGCAGAGGGAAGAAGGGAAAAGCGGCGCCAGAGAAGCAGACUGGCACGGGCCCAGUACCCAAACGUCCUCGCCCUGACGACACACUAUCGCCAAAAACGAGCUGUCCGAAGCGAACCAAAACCUCCACUGGUUCGGGUGUGGUAAGGAAGGCCGUCUCCUACGCUGACACUGUAGUCUUAAACGACCUGUAUGUCGCAGUGAUGACGGAACCCUUCAAGGACCUCACACCGGAACAAGUGGAGGAAUUAAAGCUGACUCUGGAGACCAGCAUCGUAGAUCUGGUGGGCACUCCGAGCUCCAGCCCACACGCUCCGCACUGGCCCUCCUUCCGUGGAAAGCCUUUCCACAGUGAAGGGGUGCUAAAACUACAGUGCGAGAGCAAAAGGGACGUAGAGUGGCUCAAGGACACCAUAGCCACCUGCGUGUCACCAAUUCCCGACACAAAACUGGUCGUAAAGCGCCAGAUUGACAUUCCCCGACGGGUGAAGUCCGCUGUACUGCUACCAAGCUGUUCGGAAGACGUUAGGACGAUCCAGAUCCUCCUACGUAGACAGAACCCUUGGUAUCAGGUCAGCAGCUGGUCGCUUUACAAUGUCGAGCGCCAUGAAGGGACUACGUCUGGAGCCUUCUUGGUUCUCGGCAUCCCGGCAGACCAGAUUCCGGGAAUAAUAGCUAGGGAGCGUAGGCUUGCCUAUAAACUGGGCAACGCCUACAUCCGAUUCUUUAACAGCAAUGGCAAGCUGCUUGAUGCGCCGCCACCUGCUGAGACUGCGACGGCUACUGUAGUGAGCGGUGCCCUCUCCGCUGCGAAGCAGAGAGAAUGCACCACUCCUAAUACAGAAGCUGGCGCGUCGGUGUCGGAGGUUAGCGAACCGAGCUCCGUUGAGAGACAGAGCUCGACAGGCGAACCUGCGGUCCCCCAACCAACCUCCAGCGCAAGCGAGAGGGCGGGAGGGGCGUCAGCCUGCCCGCUGACAACCCCGCGCGAGGACGCUGAUGACAGCGACCUUGAGAGGGAUGUCGCGCAGCUGAUGGACCACGACGCCCCGCUGGAAUCGGACGAGGAGAUGAGCAUCAAAGAUGGCUCCUCCACCCCUAACUAACUUCAUACAAACCAACCUCCAGCAUAAACAAGCCGCAACGGCUACCUUGCGAAGAAUGCUGGAGGUCAACAACGAGACCGUCGCCCUUAUCCAGGAGCCGUGGAUAAGGAAGGGCAGAAUCUGCGGUCUAAACAACAUCGGAGAGACCUGACUACGGUCAGGCUCCAGAGUAACUGCGCCAGCAGCCCAGAGAUCAUCAUAGCGUCUGCCUACCUGCCGGGCGACGCGGACAUACCGACGGUCGAGCUGGCAAACCUCAUCCGACACUGCGAAAACAAGAAGCUU